AUGUCGCUUGUCAUCAGCCCCGACUUCCAGCACAUUCUGCGUAUCCUCAACACCAACAUUGAUGGCCGUCGUAAGGUCUGGGUUGCACUGACCGCUAUCCAGGGCGUGGGUCGACGUUUCUCCGUCAUGGUGUGCAAGAAGGCCGAGGUGGAUGUCACCAAGCGCGCAGGAGAGCUCACGAACGACGAGAUUGAGCGUGUGGUGGCCAUUAUCCAGAACCCGUUGCAGUUCAAGAUCCCUGUGUGGUUCCUUAACAGACAGAAGGACUUUAAGACGGGCAAGCACUCGCAGAUUGUCGCCAAUAACUUGCAAGGCAAGUGGCGUGAAGACUACGAGCGUCUCAAGAAGAUUUACGCGCACCGUGGUCUUCGUCAUUGGUGGGGACUCAAGGUGCGUGGCCAGCACACGAAGACUACUGGCCGUCGUGGCCGCACGGUUGGUAUCCUUGGUGGCAAGUAA
This is a messenger RNA of Peronospora matthiolae, 459 nucleotides long. NCBI's taxonomy places the organism in Eukaryota, Oomycota, Peronosporomycetes, Peronosporales, Peronosporaceae. The record is from the annotation of a GenBank genome assembly.